Molecule: messenger RNA, 1383 nt
Organism: Gamsiella multidivaricata
Lineage: Eukaryota; Fungi; Mortierellomycota; Mortierellomycetes; Mortierellales; Mortierellaceae
Exons: 6
Coding region: 380-1249 (289 amino acids)
Cellular component (GO): COP9 signalosome
Source: RefSeq, a predicted model, not a curated record
CUUAAACUCAAAUGGAUACCACCGCGUCGUUGAAGGCUAGGAAUGCAACGAUGUGCCCCGUAAUCAACUAGUCGACCCAAAGGAAGGUGGUCACUCGCGACCGCGAAGGCUCUCAAAAGAGGGGAACGCGUCCUUCUUGGUCUUCUUCCCAUCGACAUUCGACAAAGCUAACAUCAUCACCAUCGACAAGGAACAGGACCCUCAAAGCAGAGACAGAUAUCCAUCCAAAGACACCAGCCUUUAGUCCGAAAACGGAAAGAGAGAGAAAAAGACAUCAGAGACUACCAACUGCCGCAGCUCGCUCCUUCUCAUUGCACACCAUUGUCACCAUUCUCUCGACAAAUCCUCGUCGUUGAUUCUACAUACGGCAUUUCCAGUCAUGGCUACCUCAAUCGCAGCAGAGACAUCAACCUCGGGGGAAUCAUUCAAGUCCUCUUUUGGACAACGUCUGGAACCCUAUCUAGCCCUAUCAAAGUCAGCCAAAGGUGCAGGAUGUGUCCAGCUCAUCAAGGAUGUCUUGGCUGCGCCUGGCGUCAUGGUCUUUGGCGAGCUUCUCGAUAUGCCCAACGUUGUAGAGCUGAGGUCCAGCCCUGAGCACGCAAAGUACCACAGGCUCCUCGAGAUCUUCUCAUUUGGAACAUAUCAGGAUUAUCAACAGAACAAGGACAGCUUGCCAGAGAUCACUGAGGCCCAGAGGACCAAACUGCAGCAGCUCUCAAUUGUCACGCUCUCUGAGCGAGUGCGGGCCAUCCCAUACAAGGAUCUGCUGGAGUAUCUCGAGAUUGCCAAUGUGCGCCAGCUGGAGGAUCUGAUCAUGGAUGCCAUAUACCAAAAUGUGAUCAAUGCCAACUUGGAUCAGAAGCUAAAACUGGUCGAGGUCCACUCGGCCAUGGGACGAGACUUGCGUCCAGGCCAGGCCCAAAUCAUGCUCAAAGUGCUGGAAGACUGGACGAAAACCUCGGAGGCAUUGCUGUUAGCAUUGGAUGCUAAGAUGGCCCAGGUGCGGGAGAACCAUGAGAAAGAAAAGCAGGCAAAGGAGGCAUUUGAAAAGGAACUGGAGAGGAUCAAGGAGAAUUCUAGUUCAGGGUCUGGAAAGCAUCGCAAGACAGGAGGAGGUGGACCACAUAUGAUGGACUAUGAAAUGGGCGACCAGCACUUGUUCCAGAGCCCAGAAUUCAUGGGUGAGAUUGAACGCAUUACAUUCGGUAGCGGCAAAAGAAGCGGCAAGCGCGUCCCCCCUCGCGGCUGAAAAAGAAAACCAGGAGCGGGGGAACACGUUUUUAACAGCAUAGCGACUACUAUGGCCCGUCAUCUCUGAACAUGGCGCCAUAUGACAGCAGCACAGGGUACUGCAAGAAAAUAAAGCCAUGCAUCAACAGCAAC